Messenger RNA from Cyprinodon variegatus (sheepshead minnow), 1358 nucleotides. It is a transcript of the gene cabp2a, whose product is annotated as calcium binding protein 2. Gene Ontology annotation, molecular function: calcium ion binding. Bases 5 to 736 code for a protein of 243 amino acids. The record is from RefSeq and is a predicted model, not a curated record. The transcript has 7 exons. NCBI's taxonomy places the organism in Eukaryota, Metazoa, Chordata, Actinopteri, Cyprinodontiformes, Cyprinodontidae.
GGUAAUGGGAAACAUCAACAAGGCUUCUAACAAGGACAGUGACAGGAAAAAGGAGGCUUCACCCAUUCAACAAAGCGACACACCGUUAGCUGCUGCAAUGCUAGGUUCCCUGGGUGGUGCAGGGGAGGUGGACACAGAGGAGGAAGAGGAGGAGGAUGAGGAAGGAGGGAGCAGGCGUGAAUUUGAGGACCCACUGUGUGCUCUGGUUAAGAACUGCAACAUGCUGCACAACAUAGUGGGGCCUGCUUGUAUCUUCCUCAGACAGGGCUUCGCUCAAAGUCAGAUUGACAGAGACCUACGACCCGAGGAAAUGGAAGAACUGCGUGAGGCCUUCAAGGAGUUUGACAAAGACAAAGAUGGAUUCAUUAGCUAUAAGGACCUGGGAGAGUGCAUGAGGACUAUGGGAUACAUGCCAACCGAAAUGGAACUUAUAGAGCUCAGCCAGCAGAUCUGUGGUGGCAGAGUGGACUUUGAGGACUUUGUGGAAUUGAUGGGUCCCAAAAUGCUUGCUGAGACUGCAGAUAUGAUUGGAGUAAAAGAGUUAAGAGAUGCCUUCAGAGAGUUUGACUCUGACGGUGACGGUCAGAUUAGCCUCGGGGAACUAAGGGAAGCAAUGAAGAAACUUAUGGGAGAACAGCUUAACCACAGGGAGAUUGAUGAGAUUCUAAGAGACGUAGACCUCAAUGGAGAUGGAGAGGUGGACUUUGAAGAAUUUGUGCGCAUGAUGUCUCGCUGAAGACUCUUUCUACUGCACUAAAACCAACAUGGACCAGACUGUGUACUGUUAAGUCUUUUCAUAUGUACAACAAAUUCUUGGUCUUUGUGAUUUUUCACUUACCUCUCAGGUAGAUCCACUAGUUUUUUUCCAUUAUAAAAAUGUAUUAUGUGCAUAAAAAUGAUAUAUUUAUGACUUCAAAUCAUAUCAAAAAUAUAAAAAUGUGAAGAUAUGUAAAUAUUUCAAGCAAUUACAGUACCACUUUGCAAUAAGGCUCCCCUUAUAGAUGGCUGAUAGUUUAUAGAUAUUUUAUUAUUUAAUCUCUAAAAACUUUAAUACUCAUUCAUAAGUGUUUAUUAUGAAUUUAACAUAUCAUACAUGCUAAACAAUUUAGUUUGACAAAAGCUUAUUGUGCUUACAAGGUAGUAACUUAGUUUGAAAUGUUGAAAAUAAACACUAGAUGAAAUACUAUAUAUAACAGAUCCAUUAUUACUAACCUUCUAUAAAAGGAACCUUAUUGUAAAGUGCUACAGUACCAUCAUUUUAUUUAAAAGUGAAAAUGUGAAAACAAAUAUUAAUCAACUGGCAUUGAAAGUCAGUUUAGACAUUAUAUAUUUUUUGUUUAUUUUUGCAAUUUGCCUGG